Messenger RNA from Anopheles funestus (African malaria mosquito), 697 nucleotides. RefSeq names its product mitochondrial import inner membrane translocase subunit Tim16 (gene blp). The transcript has 2 exons. Gene Ontology annotation, biological process: protein import into mitochondrial matrix. Gene Ontology annotation, cellular component: TIM23 mitochondrial import inner membrane translocase complex. Bases 195 to 596 code for a protein of 133 amino acids. NCBI's taxonomy places the organism in Eukaryota, Metazoa, Arthropoda, Insecta, Diptera, Culicidae. The record is from RefSeq and is a predicted model, not a curated record.
UGCUCGAAGUUUGACACCUGUCAAUAGUUUGUUGUGUAACUCAUGUUUUGUUUCUAAAAUUCUCGAGGAUCCGGAGGAACCGAAAAAAUGAUGAAAUUGUGUUAAUUUACAGCAAAGUUUUUGCCAAUUGCAAGAUUUAGUUAAGAAUUCAGCAAUUAACUUUCACUUGAACGAGUGGGAAACGCAACAUCAAUAUGGCAAAAUAUAUAGCCCAAAUUAUCGUGCUUGGUGGCCAAAUCAUAGGAAAGGCAUUCACGCGAGCACUUAAGCAGGAGAUAGCUGCCUCCCAAGAAGCGGCAAAACGUGCCGGUGGUGGACAAAAGGGUCAAGAUCGAGCUGCGGCUAACCUAAGGACGGGCAUGACCCUUGAAGAGGCACAGCAAAUCCUCAACGUAACGAAGCUCGACCCAGAAGAGGUGAAGAAAAACUACGAACACUUAUUCACCGUGAACGAUAAAUCCAAGGGAGGAUCGUUUUAUCUACAAUCUAAAGUUUUCCGCGCUAAAGAACGAAUAGAUCAGGAACUGAAGGAGGAAAAACCGCCGGAAGGAGAGAAAACGGACACCGGUACGGGGAAACCCGAAACGGCGCAGUAAUCAGUUAUGUAUCGUUGCAGUAUUUUUCCACGAAAGACAAACUCACUGCAAUGAUAACUGUUAAAUUUAUAAGUAAAUAUGGCUAUAUAGUGCAAAACAUA